Aspergillus nidulans FGSC A4 is the source of this 1113-nucleotide messenger RNA. Its product is annotated as glycoside hydrolase family 18 protein. Gene Ontology annotation, molecular function: chitin binding; endochitinase activity. The transcript has 4 exons. Gene Ontology annotation, biological process: carbohydrate metabolic process. The record is from RefSeq and is a predicted model, not a curated record. The coding region runs from base 1 to 1113 and encodes 370 amino acids. NCBI's taxonomy places the organism in Eukaryota, Fungi, Ascomycota, Eurotiomycetes, Eurotiales, Aspergillaceae.
AUGUAUCUUACAGGAGUAAGGCAGCACAACGUGGUCCCUGAACCAUCCCUCGUCUCAGAUGUGACGCACGUUGCCCUCGCUUUCAUGCAAUCGUCAAUCUUCAAUAGGAACUCAACCUCGAGCUGGCCUCUCUUCACCACAGUUGAUGCUGUCCGUACCGAAUUCUCGAACGGAACAUCAAUCCUCAUCUCCAUCGGUGGAUGGGGCGACACGCAGGGAUUUUCCACGGCUGCUCGGACGGACGAGAGCCGGAAGCUCUUUGCGGAGAACAUUAGGCGGAUGGUGGACGAUACCGGGGCGGAUGGAGUAGAUAUUGACUGGGAGUAUCCUGGAGGCAACGGCGAAGACUACAAACGAAUCCCCAACUCGGAGAAAUUUUGGGAAACCGCAGCAUACCCCCAACUUCUGGCAGAGAUACGAGCAGCCAUCCCGGACAAACUGAUAACCGCCGCCGUUCCAGGCCUUCCACGAGACAUGUUGGCUUUCACAAAAGAGACUAUACCCUCUAUCAGCGCCUCAGUUGAUUUCCUCAACGUGAUGACAUACGACCUCAUGAACAGACGAGACACUGUAACGAAACAUCACACUGGCGUACAGCUGUCCCUGGAGUCAAUAGAUGCAUAUAUAGAGGCCGGCAUGCCGCCUGAAAAGCUCAACCUCGGCCUCGCGUACUAUGUUAAAUGGUUCAAGACCGUGCCAGGCGAACAGUGCGCAAAACAGCCAAUUGGAUGUCCGACUGUUUUAAUGGAGGACCCGGAUACGGGUGCGGAUCUUGGACAAGCAGGCGCAUUUUCAUGGAAUGAUCGAGUUCCCCAAGAGCUGGCUGCGAGUUUUGAAAAGGCCAAAAUAAGUGGUGAAUAUGAUCCUUUUGGCGGCGGCUAUUACUUCUGGGACUCGAAUGAAAACAUCUUCUGGUCGUGGGACACAGCAAAUGCUAUUAAAAGAAAGUUUCCUGCUAUUUUGGAGAAGAGAAAGCUCGGUGGCGUGUUUGCUUGGGGCUUGGGUGAGGAUGCUCCUGAGUUUGCGCACCUCAAGGCAACGACUGCUGGCCUCGGGGACUCUUCGGCAGCGCCCGGCGGCAAGCUAAGUACAAGUAGGAAAGAUGAGUUAUGA